AGAUCACAUCUUUCCCUCACGCAGCGCGGUUGUGGUGACCAUAGUGACAACCCAAACGACUGGUGACUGGCGCGCUGUGGCGAUUUGAAGGUGUCAUAAGCUACUGGGUCAGCACACUCCCGCACAUGCACCCCUGCCUCCCGCCCCCAGCACCCCGGGCCACGGUGAGAGCGAGGCGCGAGGCGGGGACGCUGCGAGGUGAGGCCGAAUGGGUCCCGGAAGCACCGCCCUGCCGCCCGCCACAGCUCUGGCCGCAUCCCCCUCCCCGACCUCCGGUAAACACGACACCCGCGCCGCAGAGGAUGACACCCACGAUGACUGUCCCUUCCGCCAGCUCCUCAGCGUGCGCCCUGCUUCCUGCACGUUACUGCCCCGAACCUCAGGUGGUAUGGGGCGUGGCGGCCGGCUGAGUGAUACGCGAGGUGGAGGCAAGAGUGUAAGAUUCGCUGACACAGUAACGGGUUCGGAUGGGCUCCCCGUCACUCCUGGCACACACAGGAAGGGAGAUGCGACCACGCCCUAUAAGAACGGUGUCGUUAAUACGGGGAAGUUCUAUCGCAGGAGCGACGGAAGGUUCGUGACCCGCGGCGGGAGCAGGCGGCCAGCCACUGCCAAGGAACGAGUCACGCCGUCCUCCGCCAGGCCUCAGGCGGCGGGCCAGUACAGUCUUGGCAAGACCAGUCAGUAUCAGCAGCAGUUUGAAUGCCGAAAAAAUUGCCAGUUUAAGGAGCAAGUAAGCAAUCGUCCCCACAAAUCUGUUCAUAAGACAUGGAGGUCACUCGCCUCAGAGGGACGUCCGCGCCUAGUGGGGGAGGGUCCUCGGCGAUCCAGAAUAAAGGUUACGGGGGUCAGCGCUCCGAGGUGGGAGCACGUGGACAACAAACAAAAAGGUGACGCCUCCUCAGCUAAGCAGUGUCCACCCAAGGCUGGCAAGGGGAGGGAUGAGGUGGACGAGAAGUGUUCUGCUGCAUACAAGAAUGCUUUGUUAGUUGGGUGGCCAAAGUUUGAGGCUAACAGGAAAGUUGCCAGCCAGAGAACAAGAUCACUGUCUUGUCCCCAGAACUCACCAGUCAUUCAAAGACCAAGGUUUAGGACAAGCUCAGCUCCUGUGGGUAGUACCUCAGCCGCUAUCUCUCCCACCACCACCACAUCCUGCAGCGCUGCCAGCCCGAGAAGCACCUCCGCUCCCGUCACGAGAGCUUCCAGGAAUGUUUCACACCACAGCUCCAAGAGUAACACAUCCCUGUGUGACCACCUCGCCAGCAGGGCCGCGACCCGCUCGAGUUUCAGCCCCAAGACGUGGCCGUUCUGUAGCGCCAAGUCACAGUCGUAUCACGGAGUUGGGUGCAGGUACUGGCGGGCGCCGUGUCCCCUGCCAUGGUUCCUACAGGUGGACGUCCCCCGCCCCGGCCCGCUUUACCUUGGGGUUCUGCCGGGCCUCUACGUCGGUAACAUCAGGGACAGCAAGGACAGUGACCAGCUCAAGACACACAACAUCACACACAUUCUCGCCAUCCAUGACAAUGCCAGAAAACUCCCAUGCAACUCAGAUAAGGAGUACCUGUGCAUUACCGCCUCAGAUUCCCCUGGGCAGAACCUCAUGCAGUACUUCCCCGCUUGCAACGACUUCAUUCACACAGCCAGACUGAAGGGCGGCGCCGUCUUGAUUCAUUGUUUGGCGGGCAUGUCUCGGUCCGUGACGGUGGCUGUCGUGUACGUCAUGUGCGUCACGUCUCUCAGUUGGCGGGACGCACUCAAGGUGGUCCGCGGCGCCAGGAAUGUCGCCAACCCUAACGUGGGGUUCCUAAAGCAGCUGCAGGACUUCGAGAGCGACAGGAUGGCUGAGGAGCGGCGACGCCUCAAGGCCAAAUACCCAAGUGUGACCCUGAAGGAGGAGGACGAGCAGAUGGCGAAGACUCUUCUCGCCUCCUACUACCACUCCCUCAGCGUUGGGGAAAUGUGCGAGGGUAACUGUCCCCAGGGCGUGACGUGUCCCAGGGGCAUUUGUCACCCCGCCCGCAGAACCGGCCUCUUCAGGAGAAACUCCCGAGAGAGUUCCGGGAGCAGAUCAUCCAGCCCAUCAAGGCGAUCCUCCAGUCCCAGCUCAACAUCGUCCAGCCCUGCCACCUCCCCUGUGCCCCCGCGCCGAGCUAGCCCCACCCCACCCUCACCACUCACUCGGCGCAACAGCAACUCCUCCCCACAACUCACGCCUCCUCAGCAUGGAUCACCAAACAACCAGCGUGGCUCCUCGACAAACCGCUCCUCCAUGCAGGCCUCAUCUCCGAGUUCUUCCCCAAAGAGAUGCUCCUCUCCUUCCAGUCCCAAGCGUGGAUCUUCUCCGGUUCGCUCUCUCAACUCUUCUCCAAACAGCUCCCCAGCAACAUCCCCGAAACACGUCUACACGCCGUUCAUUUCCCCAAGAACCACCUACACGUCUCCACCGGGCUCCCCAAAGCGCUGUCCCUCUCCUGUAGCAUCCCCCAAGCGAUCCCUCUCAGCGCCUAACUCUCCCCAACGGACGGUCAAGAAAGCAACACUGUCUCCGCGAAGCAUGCUGAGACAAUGCUCUCUCUGGCAACACUCCAUCAAGAUCAAUGGAGUGGACAGCAAGUCAAAAUAUAUCUCUGGUCUCGUUGUCGUUGAUGGUGAUAGAGAGUUGACUCAAAAGGAAAAGGAAUUGCUCAGAUCACUGGAGGAGAAAGGUGUUCCCAUUCGACAGCUGAGGCCGGAUUCGGUUGGGGGUCCACAUCUGUCCAAACAGACGUCCCUGCCUCUCCAGUCAACACAGGAAAAGUCACCUACCUUCCAUCGUCCACUGCAAAAACAAACAUCACUCCCACCACAACCCAAAUCCUCCUCCCAUCCUUGCCAUCCCACCGUCCUCGGAUCCUACUUACAGAUCUAUCGGCAGUCAUCCCUUCCUGAGGAAUGCGAAGACCAUACGGACAACACCAUCCCCUCUUCAGACCAGCAGCUGUACCGCUGGAUCACACGACAGUCCCAGCCACCUGAGCCUCUGCCUUGCCCCUAUGAUGAGCUCUUCCGCCAGGCAUCACUCCAGGAGUCCAGGUACAAACCAAAAUCCUCACCCUUAAACACCAACCAGAUGGCGUCUGAGGAGAAGAAAAACAAACACAAUGAUCUCAAAUCCGGAGAGAAAGAAGAGACCCAGAACCUCUCGAGGCUUGCAUCUGACAAUCAAGUGGACAAGACAAUCAAAAGAUCAAGUGAGAGAGACUUAACUGUGUCCAAAACCAGCUGUUCCAAGGACCUACCAGUCACACCGGUCACCAUUGUGACGCCUGCCACGCCUACCACUCCUGCCACACCUGUCACAUCUAUAUCCCCCAUCAUGAGCACAACAUCUACGCCAUCAACAUGUAUUGAUCCUACCACGUCCAGUACAUCUGUAACCCCUACCACACCUAUCACAUGCACUACACCUGCCACAUCUAUCACAUCCGCCACCACCACCACUUCCACAGUUGUUACAUCCUCCAUAUCAACAAGAACAACUAACAGUUCAGACACUUCCACAUCGGUUGCCUCAGCUAAGCCCACAAAACCAGUUGUUUCUGGCACCCCUACCAAACCUCAGGAUAAAUCACAAAAAGAAAAGGAGGUGGCAAACACAUCACCCAAGAAGCGUGCAGCAGCAAAGAAUACAUCCACAAAACGCACGACUACACCACCAAUACCAAGUCAAUUAAAACAGAAACAAAGCACUUCAUCAAAGUCUUCCUCACAGUUGCCCAAAACCAAAACCAUUCCACCACUCAAUAGUGACCACGAGCAGCCGACACAGGCAACAGAAGGUGAUGGCGAGACGCAGCUUCCUCAAGGCAAGGAAGGGAAAUCAGUAGUUACCAUAAAGGAAAAUCAGGACUCGAACAUUCAAAAGAGACACACAUCUGAAUCUCCUACAAGUUCGAGGUCUACAUCCCCACCAAGGGCUCACAGUAAGCCAGGCUUCGCUAUGAAGCAAGACGAAGCGAAUUAUCCCCGAAAUAAAAAUGACUCCAUCACAAGCGAACCUUCAAGAAAAGAUCAUAAAGAAGCUCAUCCAACAAAAGAUAAUAAGCAAGCCACACCCUUAAAGAAACGAAAUUCAUCACCUUCUAUGAAGCACGAUUCUAAACCAGUUUCAUCUAUGAAAAAAGAACCAAAACCUGGGUCUUCUGUAAAGCAAAAUACAGCACUAGAUUCUUGCUUAAAGCAGGACAAAAAACCUGGCUUCCCUGUUAAACAAGACAGUCAGUCAAAGUCAGAUUCUACUCCACUCAAAGACCGCGAACAAGAAAGUCCACUGAAGCAGGACAACAAGCCAGGAACUCCAGAGAACAAAGAACGUAAAUCGGAUUCACAUUUACACAAAGAAAGUAAACCUGAGUCUUCCUUAAGUACGAAUAGUAAACCAGGAGCUAGCUUAAACAGGGAUCUUAAACAAGAGUUUUACGAACAGCGGAGCACCAAGGCAGGGAACUCCCUAAAGGAAGACCAUAAGACAGAAUCCUUCUUAAACAAGAAUCAGAAACCAAAGUUUUCUUUAAAACAAGACCAAGAGUCAGAUUCCUCUUCAAAGCAUGACCAAAAAUCAGAUCGUUCUUUGAAAAAAGACCAAAAAUCAGAUUCCUCUUCAAAGCACGACCAAAAACCUGAUUCAUCUUUAAAGGACCAAAAAUCUAAUUUCUUUUCAAAGCACGAUCAAAAAUCUGAGUCUUCGUUGAAGAAAGAUAAAAAAUCUGAUUCUUCAUUGAAGCAAGACCAAAAAUCAUAUUCCUCUUUAAAGAGAGAUAAAAAAUCUGAUUCAUCUUUAAAGAAAGACCAAAAAUCAGAUUCUUCCGCAAAGCAAGACCACAAAUAUGAUUCUAAUUUAAAGAAAGGCCUGAAAUCAGAAUCCUCUCUAAAGAACGAACACAAAUCAGAUUCUUCUUCAAAACAAGACCAAAAAUAUGAUGCAACUUUCAAGAAAGAUAAAAAAUCUGAUUUCAUUCUAAAGAAAGAUAAGAAAUCAGAUUGUUCCUCAAAACAAGACCAAAACUUUGAUGCAACUCUUAAGAAAGAUAAGAAAUCAGAUUAUUUUGUAAAACAAGACCAAAAAACUGAUCCCUGUUUAAAAAAGAAAGAGCAAAAAUCUGAAUUCACUUUAGAAAAGGAUAAAAAAACUGAUUCGUCAUUAAAGAAAGACCUCAAAUCGGACUUUUCAAUAAAGCAUGACCAAAAAUCAGAGUCAUCUUCAAGUCGAGACCAAAAUUCUGAGUCUUUAAGGCAUAAUCACAAAUCAAAGUUCCCCGUAAAACAGGACGAGAAGCUGGAUUCUUGUUCAAAGCAGGACCAAAAGUCAGAGUCUCCUUUGAGGCAAGAGAAAAGCUCAGAGUCUCCUAUGAAAUGGGACCACAAACCUGGAACUCCAAUGAAGCAGGAGUACAGGUCAGGAUCUCCUUUAAAGCAAGAAUUCAGGCCAGCAUCUCCCCUGAAGCAAGAUUACAGGCCUGGAUCUCCUUUAAUACAGGACUACAGGCCGGGAUCCCCCUUAAAGAAAGACUCGAGGCCAAACUCUCCUAGUUUUGGUCCAGUAGUAAUUUCAAGACCUUCAACUCCUCUGUCUGCAUCACCGCCACCACCAAAACUGCCACCACCACCACAGUCACCCAAGCGUUCUGGUGUUCGUAGGAGAGGCAGUGCUGCUUCUCUGGGAACUGAUGGUCGUCGAACCCAGACCAAACCUGAAUGUUACUCUCGGAACAACCUUCCAGAUUCAUAUCACCAGACACCCUCACCCCCCUCACACGCUCCGCAACAAACCACCGGAAACAUCGGUCCACAGGCGAGAAGUCCCCUAAAACAACCAGCCAGACCAUCAACACCUAUUCAGGAACAACCACGGUCUAGUCCUCCGCUUCCUGCCUCGCCACGCCCAUUACCUUACUAUCAUAAUCAGGUAGACCAGCCAGCCUGCCCUCCCUGCCUACCUAUCCAAUCUCGACCCCGUGCCUCUCUGGAACCUUUGACAUGCCCAGCUAAGCCGCCAUCCAGCACCCUAACUUCUAAUUCAAACACAGUGACGCAGAACUCUAUGUCUGAAAACGGUGUCUCUCCAAGCACUGAAUCUUCCAAGCCAAAGUUAAAUUCCUGCCCUCCUCGCCAAAACAACAUAAAGCAGCCACUCACAGACACCCGUCCGACUCCAAACGUAGCCCAUCAAGCAUCAUCCGUGAUUCCCCAGCCUACUUCAAAGGCCCCACCUAUAGACACCCGUCCGAUCCAAAACACAGCUCAUCAAGCACCAUCCGUGAUUCCCCAGCCUGCACCAAAGGCCCCAGCCACUAAUAUAGAAGUCAAAGACAAUGACUUUCAAAUCAUUCACAACAAACAAGACGAACCUCCGUCUUUUCCAAGAGAUAAAGAAGUAACUGAGACGCUUCCUAUUAGGGAAUCCAUACACUCCUCUGCAACUCCUCAAGGCAAAAGUUUUCAGAAUUUUCACGAACUCUUUAAAAAAUGUUCAGUGAAAAAUCAGCAACAAACAGAGAGUUCUCUACAGACUGCUUCGUCUAUGAACUCUGAAACACACCAACAAACAUUAACUGUUCAAACAUCACCAGGUCUGCCCUCUAAGUGACGCCAAAGUUUCUCAAUUCAGCGACGACUGCAGUCUGCCUCACUCGCAGUAUCUGCAUAACCAUGCAUGUCAUUCUUAAAUACUAUCUGGAGUCUCAAACAAAACACUUUUUGCAGCCACCACAUUUUCUAGGUGGCAAUGGUUCUCCACAGAGCGCUUUCUGGCCCUUAGGAAGGAAAUUCGAAUUAACACGAAUUAUUACAGAUUAGCACAACGUACAUGCAUUAAUGUUCUUGGUGAAUUUACUAUGUUAUGCCACAGAACAAGGCCAGCCCAUGAGCUUUCCUUUAACCAAGCACAAAAGAACAUUCCAUGUGAUAUAUUGUGAACAAAACCUACCUGGCCUCUUUGAAGCACUGUUGCACGUCAUGGUGCCCAGAGCCCCCACGCCGUGGUGACCCUUGAUAUAUGACAAGAAGAGAUUGUCCAGACUCAAAACUUUCAGUGGUUUACAGUGAUAAAUGCAUCAUGUGUAUCUGGAAACUGAAUUGUGUUAUCAAGUGACAUUUCGAAAUGAGAGACUAUGAACAGAGUGACUCGUGCACAUUUGCACUUCUCUUAUGAGUCAUACAACAAAGUAAUUUUAGAGUUAAAAAGUAUUUAUGCAAGGCACGCCAGUGCUCCAUGCUGGAACUGGCGUGGCCUUAAGGGUAUCAUGAUUGUGUGGAGGAGAAUUCGACACCACUCAAUCUUGGCUCUAAACAUUAAAACACAAGUCAAAUUUAGUUCUGAAAGUGUCAUGAGUUAUUUACUGAAGGAAACAACAAAGUCUUUAGCUGAUGAAUAUCCUCUUCACGCCGAUACCAGAUGAUAUCGAAUUUUCCUCAACACAUGUAACCUUGACCCUUUUCAUCUCUCACGAUUACGGCUCGCUAUAUCUCGCCUGGUGGCGGUUUUCCACGCCCAGGGGUGAGUCAUGGCGGCUGGAAUAGGAGAGAAAGCCUGUUCUUGUGUCUUUGAAUCACAACGCACAAAUCAUCAACAUUGGAAGGUCCACGAGACUCUUAAACAACGCUAAACAACUCAGCCCGCGCGGGUCACCGCACUUCCUCCAGCCGGGUCACAUCAACAGGCAGUAAUUGACACUAUUUGUCCCUCCACACCUGUCCUUGGCCCCGAACUCGACAGGAGAGCAAGCUUAAGGUCCAUUUUUUAAUCCAGUUCCUAUACGAUUCUCAGCCGUGUAGUCUCCGCUUCUUAAAACGCGAAGGCUUAGAGGCUGUGGUAGUUUCCUUACCUUAGAUCACCUGCCCUCCCUGCAAUAAAUCCCGCCCACCCACCAGCCGGUGUUAGGCACAUACUAUUGCUCCCUCUCACACCAAGGUCCGGGACCCUGGCGUGUUCUGGGACAAUUUUCAUAUUCUGCUUGUUCUACUGAUACUCUAAUAGGUGCUCUAUUUGGUGAGUUCCCUUCUGCCAUUCCCUCUCCCUACCUCUUUCUGGUUUUCACUUCUCAUUCUCGUCUUCGUAAGCACUUCCUCUCCGUCCAAGUGUUCAAAUUUUUCACUUCGAUUUUUCUCAUGUUCCCUUCUUCAUUUUCCGUAUCGUAAUAUCUCUCUCUCUCUCUCUCUCUCUCUCUCUCUCUCUCUCUCUCUCUCUCUUAAUUGAUUAAUUGUUGUUGUCCCUGGUUUUCUAUGCCACAUUUUAACGUUUUCAUCUCUCUCAUCCCAGGUGGACCACGACCAUCACCUUCACGAACUACCACCACUCUCUCAACCUACCUCCACAUUACUACCCUCACAUAACACUGCUUCUCAUUCUCUUCCUUCUCUCGUUACUACUGCUACGGAUACUACUGCGCUUGCUACUACUGCGACUACUACUACUACUACUACUACUACUACUACUACUACUACUACCACUCCUAUUACUACUACUAUCGCUAUUAUGACUACGAUUCCUACUACUACUACUACUAACACUACUACUACUACUAAAAUCACUAUUACUACUGUUCCUUUUAGUUCUACUACUAUUAUUAGUUUUAGUACUUUUACACCUCACCUACUACUGCUACUGUUGCUAUUAUUGUUGCUGCUAUAGUUAUUAUUAUCAAUCUUACUAUUACUACUAAUCCUUCUACUACUACUACUAAUCAUACUACUACUACUAUUACUGCUAUUAC
Messenger RNA from Portunus trituberculatus (swimming crab), 8750 nucleotides. Its product is annotated as serine-rich adhesin for platelets-like. Bases 209 to 6625 code for a protein of 2138 amino acids. NCBI's taxonomy places the organism in Eukaryota, Metazoa, Arthropoda, Malacostraca, Decapoda, Portunidae. Gene Ontology annotation, cellular component: cytosol. Gene Ontology annotation, molecular function: protein tyrosine/serine/threonine phosphatase activity. The record is from RefSeq and is a predicted model, not a curated record. The transcript is spliced from 8 exons. Gene Ontology annotation, biological process: protein dephosphorylation.